AUGGACUUAUUUAUAGAGGAACUGAUGUUAUACCUGACAAUAGUGGCUUCGGCAUCGAAAAUAUCAACAUUUGUGCUAAUGAAAGAAAAGAUUUUGAGAUUACUCGAAAUUUUAGAGAGCGAUAUUUUUCAACCGCACGACGAACACGAAGAACAGAUUUUAGUGGAAGCCAAUAGGUUCAAUUCAAGAUAUUGGAAGGUCGUAGCAUUUAUAUCGUAUACGAGUAACCUGACUAAUAUGGCGUUACCUCUACUCGCAUAUAUCCUCGGUAAAGAUAAAUUAAAACCACCGAUCUGUAGCUAUUCAUUUCUAUCCGACGAAACGCGACAAACGUUGAUCUAUCCGAUAUACCUGUACCAAUGCCUGGGCAUACAUUUUUGCAUGUUGAGUAAUGUUAAUAUUGAUACCUUUAUUUUGGGACUCAUGAUAUUAGUGAUAGCGCAGUUGGAUAUCCUUGCUGUGCAAUUGAAAAAUAUAACAAAUCCAUCAAACUCAGGUGUUGUGAAUGAGCGAGACCAGAGUAGCAGAAUAGAUGACACAGAUGCCAUUUUAAAAUUUAAUAAGGCCGUGCAACGCUAUAAUCAUAUUACAGAAUUCUGUAGUUUAAUAGAAAAUGUUUUCAGUAUAUCACUGUUCACUCAAUUUAGCAUUGCAUCUGGAGUGAUCUGUGUGUGCUUGUUCCGUUUUACUUUGCCAUCUCCUUUGCAGUACUACAUCUUUCUUGGCACAUACAUCUUCAUAAUGAUCAUACAAAUUUUAGUUCCUUCCUGGUUUGGAACAAGAAUAAUGGACAAGAGUUGUCUCUUGUCACAUGCGCUAUACAGUUGUGACUGGACACCGAGAUGCCAUCAGUUCAAGAGCAGCAUGAGGAUCUUCAUGGAGAGAACGAAGAGGCCUCUCUCGAUAACUGGUUGGAAAAUGUUUCCGAUGUCCCUUACUACAUUUACAUCUUUUCAGCAUUUCCUGUUUUUAACCGUUAAGUCAGUUACGCGUCUCAUUAAGCUCAUUUGUAGAGACAUUGUGGGUGGACCACAAUGGGACGUCACACGCAAGCGCCGAAGACAAAGAGCGUUCUUAGGUCAUCUGUUAGCCGUCGGCAAUAAGGCGUGUUUUUACGGCGACGUGAAAGGAAACAAUGAUUUCGCCAGUGACUAG
This is a messenger RNA of Leptosia nina, 1155 nucleotides long. The record is from the annotation of a GenBank genome assembly. Lineage: Eukaryota; Metazoa; Arthropoda; Insecta; Lepidoptera; Pieridae.